Messenger RNA from Acanthamoeba castellanii str. Neff, 939 nucleotides. RefSeq names its product glnglu non-discriminatory tRNA synthetase. The transcript has 5 exons. The annotation marks the transcript as partial. Gene Ontology annotation, molecular function: ATP binding; glutamate-tRNA ligase activity. NCBI's taxonomy places the organism in Eukaryota, Discosea, Longamoebia, Acanthamoebidae. Gene Ontology annotation, biological process: glutamyl-tRNA aminoacylation. Gene Ontology annotation, cellular component: methionyl glutamyl tRNA synthetase complex; cytosol. The record is from RefSeq and is a predicted model, not a curated record.
GACGUGCUGAGGGGCGAUCACGUGAUCGCGCGUUACAUCUCGAGGCAGGACCCCUCGAAGGGUCUUGCUGGUGAGGAUGCCAAGGCCCAGAGCAACGUGGACCAGUGGCUCGAGCUGGCGCUGGUGCGUCUGUCGAAGAAGGUCACCGACGAGGAAGCCUUCAACGCCGCCCUCCGCCUGCUGGACGCCCACCUGACCCUGCGCACGUUCUUCGUGGGCUACGGCGUCACCCUGGCCGACAUCGGCGUGUGGGGCGCCCUCAAGCUCCACCCCCUCUGGGCCAAGGCCUCUCAGACCAAGCAUGCUAACGAGCACCUCGUCCGGUGGUUCAAGUACGUGGACUCGCUGCCUCAGUUCGUGGCGGUGUCGACCAAGUACGCCGGCGGUACUGUCAAGACCGAGGAGGCUGCGGCCGCGGCCGGCGCGGCUGCCGGUGGGCGCAAGGCGGCCUCCAAGGCCAAGUACCAGGAGCUCGAGGGCGCUGAGGAGGGCAAGGUCGUCACUCGGUUCCCUCCGGAGCCGUCGGGCUACCUCCACAUGGGCCACGUCAAGGCCGCUCUGCUCAACUACCACUAUGCCCACAUGUACAACGGCAAGCUCAUCCUCCGCUUCGACGACACCAACCCCACCAAGGAGAGCAACGAGUUUGUGGACAGCAUCACUGCUGAUCUGGCCACCCUGGGCAUCGUGCCGGCGAAGAUCACCUACACGUCCGAUUACUUUGACCUCAUCAUCGAGAAGGCCGAGUACCUCAUCAAGAAGGGCCUCGCCUACAUCGACACCACCCCCAACGAGGAGCCCAUCGAGGAGAGCCUCCGCCAGUGGCAAGAGAUGAAGCUCGGCUCGCCCGAGGGCCAGAAGUGCGUGCUGCGCGCCAAGAUCGACAUGCAGUCCAAGGUCGGCUGCAUGAGGGACCCCAANAUCUUCCGCGUGGUUCUC